Messenger RNA from Penicillium verhagenii, 900 nucleotides. RefSeq lists its product as uncharacterized. The transcript has 2 exons. NCBI's taxonomy places the organism in Eukaryota, Fungi, Ascomycota, Eurotiomycetes, Eurotiales, Aspergillaceae. The record is from RefSeq and is a predicted model, not a curated record. The coding region runs from base 1 to 900 and encodes 299 amino acids. Gene Ontology annotation, biological process: retrograde vesicle-mediated transport, Golgi to endoplasmic reticulum.
AUGUCGACACCAGAUGAAUCGCCUGCUCAGAAAGCAGCUCGCCUGCGACGUGAGCGCCGUGAGGCUAAGAUCAGGGAUGGAGGCUCCGCUCGCCUGGACAAGAUCACCAGUCUAAGCGGUCGCACCCCGCAAUCAGAGCGCGAAGAAGGGUCACCCUCUCCUCAACCCCCCCGAAACGCAGUCUCUCCCUCUCCUCCCCCAUUCCAACAGAACCAGCCAUCCAUGCAGGACCAGCAGUCAAUCGAGGCUCUCCAGGCACAACAAGAUGCCUUCCGCGCAAUGCUUCGCCAAGCAGCACCCGUAGUGGAGGAGAAUCAAGACGCCACUGCCAAUGACCUCGAGGACCCAACUCUCAAACUCCUCAACUCCCUUCUAAACGGCAUGCCCAUGCCCCCCAUGCCCGGCAACGGUGAUCCCAACGCACCUCCUCCUCCGCCGGGAUUCGGAGGUGGAAUGCCAGGCCAGGGAGCGCCAGGACCGGGACUUUCAUCAGCAGCACUCAUUGCCUCUUCGCUGGGCUUGCCGCCCUUUGUCGCAAACUUGGUCGGCGAAUACUUCCAGACUACAGAGGAGGACCCGAAGAGCGUGCGGACGUGGAAGACGCUCCACGUUCUUUUUGCGCUGGGCGUGGCUUUCUACCUUCUAUUUAUCAUUGGGGCAUCUAUUGCAUUGUUUGGAAGCCCGCCGCCAAAGCCUGCGACGGUGCAGAACCCGUUCGUGAUUUUCGUUACUGGCGAGUUGCUCCUGUGUGGAGGACGGGUGUUGGUUGGUGGGCAGAAAGGGCUGCGCGCGGCCAUCAAGAUUGGCAAGGAUGUUGUUCGGGAUGGUAGCCUUGUUGUUUUUGCAUUGGGCUUGGGUAGCUGGUACACUCGUGAUUGGCAAGUUACGGGAGGGUACUAG